Molecule: messenger RNA, 1635 nt
Organism: Erigeron canadensis
Lineage: Eukaryota; Viridiplantae; Streptophyta; Magnoliopsida; Asterales; Asteraceae
Product: receptor-like protein EIX2
Exons: 2
Coding region: 1-1635 (544 amino acids)
Molecular function (GO): protein binding
Source: RefSeq, a predicted model, not a curated record
AUGCUUGAAAACCUUGAACUUUCUCAUAAUCAAUUGAGUGGGAGCAUUCCAACUAGUAUUGGCCAGCUUUCAAACCUCAUUAAACUAGCUGUCGAUAAUAACUCAUUGGUUGGGGUUGUUUCGGAACAUCACUUCACCAAACUUCACAAUCUAACCGCAUUGUGGUUGGAUGAUAAUUCAUUAGCGCUGAAUGUAAGCACACAUUGGAUUCCUCCCUUCCAAUUGAAGAGUUUUUCUGCACGCUCCUGCAACAUCGGAUCUCACUUCCCAAAUUGGCUUCAAACGCAAACAAAUCUUGAAUAUUUAGGUCUUUCGAAUUCGAGUAUUGGAGAUACAAUACCAGAGUGGUUUGAGAACAUCACCUCUCAUCUCCAAGGACUGGAUUUGUCACACAACCAGAUUGAUGGAAACCUGUCACGAAUCAUUACGAACCCAGGUCUCAUUUUUUUACUUCUCGGGAAAAAUCGAUUCACUGGAAGCAUUCCAAUACACUUAUGCGAGUUGGUUGAUAUAAAAGCACUAGAUUUAUCUGAUAAUAACUUUUCUGGAGUUCUUCCGAAAUGCUUAGGGAACUUGAUUAGGUUACGGAUGAUGGAUCUUACAAAUAAUAAUAUAAUCGGUUAUGUUCCGAAGUCAUUAGGUUUCUUAUCUUACCUCGAGUCAUUACACUUGCAAAACAACAAAUUUGAGGGCAAUCUUCCGGUUGCUUUACAGAACUUGACAAACCUAGUCACCUUUGAUUUAGGGAACAACAUGUUGACGGGUAAUAUCCCUUCUUGGAUUGGAAAAAAAUUAUCAAAGCUUGCAAUCUUGAAUCUCCAGUCAAAUAAUUUCACGGGUAAGAUCCCACUCGAACUCUGUCAAAACAACGCUCUUCAAAAUUUAAACUUAGCGAAUAAUAACAUAACUGGAAUGAUCCCUGGUUGCUUUUAUAACUUAUCCGGUAUGAUCGUGACUAGUGGUUACUUUGAACACGAUUAUUAUGGAUAUGAAGAAAACGUCGAGGCUUGCAUAAAGGGUAUUCAAUUGAAGUACACCAAAACACUUAGGUUUCUUACAUCCUUAGACCUGUCAAGCAACAAGUUUAUUGGUGAAAUUCCCGAUGUUUUGAUGAACCUUAUAGCCUUGAACAACUUGAAUCUUUCUAGAAACUUGUUAAGCGGACAUAUCCCGUCAAGGAUUGGAGAUCUAAUGCAAAUGGAAUCUUUAGAUAUUUCAAUGAACUUGUUGUCUGGACGAAUCCCUCCGAGUUUGGCUACAUUAAACUUUCUAAGCUACUUGAAUUUAUCAUUCAAUAACUUAUCUGGUCAAAUACCGUUUGGACAUCAGCUCCAAACUUUAGGCGAUCCAUCAGCUAUCUAUGGAGGUAACAACGAGCUAUGUGGGCCCACACUAUUGAAGAUUUGCAAUAGAGAUAACUUAUUAGACACUCAUAUUAGUGAGAAAGAAGGGAAAGAUGAUAUACAAGAUUUGGGGUUGUUAAUUGGCACAGUUUCUGGUUUUGUUUUUGGAUUUGUGGGACUAAUUGGUAGCUUGUACUUGAUAAAAGAAUGGAGGACAACUUACUUUGAGAUUAUAGAGAAUGUUUACACAUGGCUCGCAUUAUCAAUUCUAGUGACUCUUGCACGAAUAUGA